Molecule: messenger RNA, 279 nt
Organism: Drepanopeziza brunnea f. sp. 'multigermtubi' MB_m1
Lineage: Eukaryota; Fungi; Ascomycota; Leotiomycetes; Helotiales; Drepanopezizaceae
Source: RefSeq, a predicted model, not a curated record
AUGGCACCCAAGCGCGUCCAGUCCAGCCGCCCAGCACCCAAGGGAGGAGCCUCAGCGGCAGGCUACCUCAGCAGCGCAUACGGCGCGCUUACGUCGGCAGAGAACGCGAGUGUGGUGCGCAGCGUUGCUAUUUUCGGGGUCGCCGUCGCCUUCUUCUCGAGUUCCUGGAGCGAGUACCUUCUUCCCGACUCGGACGCAGGUUGUAAAUUUGCAGGGGGCAGAGCAUGCGGCCGGCAAAUCGAUGUGACGAAGGAGGGUGGACGGAUGCUCAGUCGUUGA